ACUGACAACUUCAAUUCAUCAUAAGAUGAUGGACACUUAAAGAGACAGCUGUGAAUUUCACAGCCAGAGAAGCACAUACAUAAAUAUGCACAUACAGUAAAAUACAGAGUGAAUUAUAUCCACUAGCUUAUAUUCUCAUUAAACAGACACAGAGCUUCAUUAAACUUGAGGCGAGCUGAGCCUCUGCUGGGAUGGGAAAUUCUGGGCAGAUGUGGUUAGCUUGCUGUAAUACCCUCUGGAGUUGGACUGCAUUUGCCCAGAAUGCUGCUGGUGUGUAGUCAGUCACAAAAUCAGGUUCGUUGCCUAAGAUGCAGUAGAAGUCCAACAGAGCUAAGAUGCCACAAACGUUUCCAACCAAACCUAAAAGCAUUUCCGCCUAUCUUUGUUAAUUUUCAAUGUCGCACUGUCCCGGGCCUCCAAUCCCACCCCAGUCCAGCUUUUAGCAGAGUUUUGAGUUUCCCAAGCCCCCCAGUGCCCUGGCUCGGUACACCCUCCCACUGCUUCACUCCCCCAGGCCUGACUGCCUGCCUGCCUGCUCUUCUUGGCAGUCAAACAGCCAGGGGAGGAUCAGGACGACCGGGCUGCCGAGAUAAGGACCAUAUGAAGUUCCCCACAUUACCUCACCCGAUAAGGAAACAAGCAGAGAGACACAGAGAGGGAGAGCGAGAGGGUCAGACUAAGAGGAAUUCUCUGGAUGGACGGUGAUGCUUAGGGAACCAGACAGUGACUAUGGCGCUUUCACCAGUUGUUUGAGGGUCUGAGUGGAACCGGGUCGCCACAGAGGUCCGGUGGACUUUGUGGAGUCUUUAGAUGCGGCAUAAAAAAUGAUCACAGAACAGAUUGUUUUGCUUUUCUUGAGAGUAGAUGAGUAAUCUCAGCUGUUGUUUAGCCAGUUUUUUAAAAUCUCACUAAGAUUUAAAAGAUGCUUUCAGACUAGAUGGAAAGAUGACCUCAGACUGAUUUCUGUAGUGUGUUUACCAAAGGACUUAAUAGAUGACAGUUUGACGACAAUCUUUAAUACGGGAAAGAAAACUCUCAAUCAGCCAAUAGAAGCAGACUGAACAAAAGUGAGUCUUGAGGAGGGUCUGCUGGGCCACUUCGGUAGCAUCCAUGGCGGUUAAUCCUCUGGAAGGUCUCAUGACGGUUGCAGCGAACCACCAGCUGGACUCCAGCUCCACGACGGAGCCACAGAGCCAGCAGCCCGGUGCAGCCGGCAACCCAGCAUCCCUGCACCGACAUAAGCAGAGCCUGCACAGCAGCCGGGAGCCCAGGAAGUGGGUACAGUCUAUGUGUGGGUCCAGAUCAAACUCUGGCUCCAGUUGUGGGUCUUCGGUCCAGCCCAGGUCGCUGAGGAAUCAUCACUCGCCGGAAAAUGCGGCACGAGAGAGGAGCCGCGUACGCAACCUGCGACAGGCCUUCCACAGUCUGCAGGCCGCUCUGCCCUCAGUCCCACCCGACACCAAGUUAUCCAAGCUGGAUGUUCUGGUUCUGGCUACCAACUACAUCGCCUACUUAACAGAGACCCUGGAUCAGGGAGGGAUUGUGGCUGAGCACACCCUGUCGUCCAGGCCGGGUGGAUACCUCCAUCCCGUUAAGAAGUGGCCCAUGCGUUCCCUGCUCUACUGCGGCAGCGUGGGAGAGCUGCUAUCAGGAGUCUCUGCCAAUCAGAUGCCCCCACCUGGACGGGAUGGGGCACACCCUCUGUCACCCUCCUUGGAAGCAGAUAAAGAGUGACGAUAGAGCAUGUGACUUUCACUGUGUUUUUUAAUUUUAUUUUUUUUUAUCUUCUAUCAUAACUAGCCAUGUAGCUACUAUUCAUGGCAAAGGACACAUCAAAGCCAGUUUUCCCAGAUACAUUCACUGAAUACAGUCUUGCAGUUUUCUGUUUAUCUAAGUAUGAAGGACAGGGCUCAAAUGUACGGCUACAAGGACAGUAGCCAUUUUUUUUUUUUUUAUCUCUGACCGUUGGAAAAGACAAUAAAUUAUGAAAGCUGAUUUUCCUUGUAGUUAUUUCAUUUAAUUCCUUAAUUCAACAUCCCGAUGAAUAUAAAAGUUUAAGUUUUGAUUUGUCACGUGUAUCUGCAUGUAUGCGCACUGGGAAAAAAACAAAAAGCUUGUAAAAAAGUCAUGGUUUUCCAUUGCCCUCAAAUAAAAGAGGAAGACAUACAGUAUACAUCAUUAUCUGAGCAUUAGACAGCAGGUUGUCAGGACCGGAUUUAACACAAGGAAAUGAAAAAGCUGCUUCACUUGACUAAUUAUGCCACAAAUCACUACAUGGAGGAACAGUGUGUAACCUAUUAUCUUGAUUUAAAGGUUUAUGCAGUGUUUUGAUUUUAUUUUACUUUCACUUUAUGGAAGAGUUCAAUCACCUGUGUGCUCUUUAAAGAAAAAUAAAAAUCUAUCUUUGUUA
Seriola aureovittata is the source of this 2410-nucleotide messenger RNA. RefSeq names its product transcription factor 24-like. The coding region runs from base 1111 to 1734 and encodes 207 amino acids. The transcript is spliced from 4 exons. NCBI's taxonomy places the organism in Eukaryota, Metazoa, Chordata, Actinopteri, Carangiformes, Carangidae. Gene Ontology annotation, molecular function: RNA polymerase II transcription regulatory region sequence-specific DNA binding; DNA-binding transcription factor activity, RNA polymerase II-specific; protein dimerization activity. The record is from RefSeq and is a predicted model, not a curated record. Gene Ontology annotation, biological process: developmental process; regulation of transcription by RNA polymerase II.